Molecule: messenger RNA, 964 nt
Organism: Coccinella septempunctata (seven-spotted ladybird)
Lineage: Eukaryota; Metazoa; Arthropoda; Insecta; Coleoptera; Coccinellidae
Product: transmembrane reductase CYB561D2-like
Exons: 2
Coding region: 275-940 (221 amino acids)
Molecular function (GO): transmembrane monodehydroascorbate reductase activity
Source: RefSeq, a predicted model, not a curated record
UCACCGGCUCAUUUCGUUCGCAGAAAUCAAAAAUUGGCUCCCAAAUUUUCGGAAACACCCCGGUAUUUAGUCCAGUCGCAUCAUCGAAGGUUGAUGAUGAUGAUCUACCGAGAUCUCUCUCUAAAUAAACAAGCCGUCGGUUCCGAAAUGAAUUGCGAGAACAGCGUGACAAGACAGAUAAUUACCGCCAGAUCCUAAUGCUCUACGGCAAUCCGAAUAUUCGCAUUCGCCCGCGAGUCAUUCAAUAAAUAAUACCUAGCCGAAAGUUCUGAACAUGGCGAGGAGGAAGCUCGAGACCGACGUGAACAACGUGGUGCAAUUCUUCGAAUUUGUGUUUGUGCUGAUGAUAUUCCUCCUGUUUUUCCGCACCGAAUUUAUGAUUUUGAACGUGCACGUAUUUCAUUCCACCAUAGCAUGGCUCGUUAGUAUGACACAAGGUCUCUUGGCUCUACACACAGUGAAUCCAGUGGUCAAGAAGAUUCUUGGAAAAGACAAAGUGUUCAACCACUGGGUUAUAGAGAGUGUUGGCUUAUUAGGUGCGACUCUAGGUUUCGCUAGUGCAUAUAAAGACAAAAUCGAUAAGGACGAACCACAUUUUUUCUCCUGGCAUGCCUUACUGGGAAUUAUCGGAUAUGCGUUAUCGUUAUUGAGUGGUUUAAACGGUAUACCUGCAUUAUACCGGAAGGAGCUCAAGCAAUAUAUUUCACCUGAAUUGAAUAAAAAUAUUCACAUUAUCACAGGAACUUUAGGAUUUAUAAUAGGUGGUUUCAGUCUUAUAGUAUCACUUUAUAGCAAUUGGUACAUUGAAAAGACAAGGUCAUCUCCAACAAGCUUCAUUUUAGGCGUUUUUCUAAUAACAAGUAUUAUGGUAUGGGCCUCAAUUAAACCCAUAGGAAAAGUAAAAAAUAUGUUGUUGAAAGGUUUUUCCAAAAACGAUUAGUACAUAUUAAAUUAUUUCAAAUCA